AUGUCGGAAGUUCUUGCUCUGAGAGAGGGCUUCAGUUUCAUGGAGGGAGAUGAACAUGCACAUCUCGCCCUCCAGGAGCGAGGACGCCGUGUCCGGGUUCAAGCCCGUGCUAUCCUCAAAGCUUGCGUCCUGGAGUUGGGCGUGGAGGGGCGUCACCCUGGGAAGGUGUGGUGUGCUGUAGCAGUUGGAGCUGUGAGGUCUGGAAGGCACCAGCGCUGUGAAGUCUGUGCCGGUUCUGAAGACACGUUGAAAAUCUGGAACAAGCCCAGCGCUUGUCCUCAGGGAUGGAGUGAAGCCGAUUUCAGCUCUUCAAGCAGCAUGGGCGGUAUUUCAGCGCCUGAAGUCCAUGUGUCUGCUGCUGGAAGCAAAAGAUCUUCUUUUUCUCUCAAUCGUGGCCCUUAUGGUCAGAAUAAUGGAUCCUUAUCCUACAAGUCCAGAGCCAGCCCACCUGCUUCUUGUGAAAAGGACCCUUUGUCAAGACUGGGCAAAAGCCAGCUGAGUCCUGCUAACGUCCGCCAGAAUUACGGGGCUUCUUCAGCCAGCAGGAGCAAGCCAGGCUCAUGCAAAGGAAGCGACAGCAGCUCAGUGAUGAGGCAAGCAGGCUCCUUCAUGUCUUGUGGUGACAAUCACAGCAUGAAGCCAGAAAAUCCAGAGCAGUGCUUGACUCCUCUGCAGCAGAAGGAACUUACAGUGCGGCAUUUGAAAACAAAGCUGAAGGAAUCUGAGAGCAAGCUUAAAGAAAGGGAAACAGAAAUAGAAGAACUCAAAGCUCAGCUGGGACGGAUGAAGGAAGACUGGGUUGAGGAAGAGUGUCAUCGUGUGGAGGCAGAGCUGGCCGCCUUGGAAGCAAGAAGGGAAGUUAAACAACUCAAGCAGGUUAUUGAAAGCAUGAAAAACAGCUUGGCUGAGAAAGACAAAAAAAUGCAGCAAUACUUCAUAGACAUUAGCAUUGAAAACAAGAAACUGGAAUCUUUGCUGCAGAGCAUGGAGAUGGCUCAGAGCAGCUCUGUGAGAGAUGAGCAGUGCCUGGAGCACAGGUGUGACUCAGAGGGGAAGCCGUUGGUGUUGUGUGCCACAGUGCCAGACAGCCUCACCACAGAGGACCAAGCUCUGAAGGAGGUGGCAGAUAGUGGGCUGCUUCUUAAUGAGGGCACAGCUAACGGGACUGAUUCCUGUGAAGACAGUUUGACCACCAUAACCUCUGAGUUGCGUGAUCCAGCUCCCUCCAGUUCUGCUCUGAAUCAAGAGAUGCUUGAAAAUGAGGAGGAGAAAGUCAGCAACGUGAUGGUGGAACAGGCCAUCCAGACUGACGUGGUGGCAUCUAGCCUAGAUGUGGAGCAGCUCAUUCAAAACAUCUUCAGAGCUCAAGAUGCCUGUCCUCUAAGCCCACCGUCUUCACUGAAGGAACUGGGUGAAUUUUCUCCUGGAAGGUUCAGUGACUCUGGUAUCGUAGUGGACUUAACUCCAAGUCAUCUAAACGCUGCCAUCCUUUUGUCACCUAUGGAGUCUCCAUGCAGGAAGGUGGAGCACGGAGUUAAUGAAAACUAUUUCGUGAAAGAACGUGAUUUUACAGAACCUCAUGAUGAUGAAGCCUUUGGGUACGUCAAGACAGGAAUAAAGAAGAGAUAUGUAGCAGCCCCUGUUGUACCAACUAUCCUGUGGGCUUUCCGUACUCGGAGAGGAGGAACAGAUCCCGUUUACAGUAUUGGAGCAUUGCUUUGUGUUUGUGGCCUGGUGGCCCUGCACUCUACACCAUACACCCUUCGAGAUGAAAACCUGAAGUCCACUCCACCCCUGGGCACUGGCUGGCUGAGGCAGAGAGAAAGAGGGGUGAGAGAGAUCAUAAAAAGUUAUUGUCUAUUCUGA
Messenger RNA from Gavia stellata (red-throated loon), 1866 nucleotides. RefSeq names its product syntabulin-like. NCBI's taxonomy places the organism in Eukaryota, Metazoa, Chordata, Aves, Gaviiformes, Gaviidae. The record is from RefSeq and is a predicted model, not a curated record. Gene Ontology annotation, biological process: synapse maturation; axonal transport of mitochondrion. Gene Ontology annotation, cellular component: vesicle; cytoplasmic microtubule.